Cooperia oncophora is the source of this 393-nucleotide messenger RNA. The record is from the annotation of a GenBank genome assembly. NCBI's taxonomy places the organism in Eukaryota, Metazoa, Nematoda, Chromadorea, Rhabditida, Trichostrongylidae.
AUGUCGGGAGGAAAGAAGUGCCUUGCGAUUCGCGAGAUCAAACGAAGCGUGACUGCUCCUGCAGCAAUGGAGAGUGCAUGGCCACACAGACAAUUACAUGCGUCAAUUCGAAGAAACAUUACGUCACGACUUUCCUGCCUCCACUGGUCCUGCCGCUGUAUUGAUAGAAUCCAUUCAGGGUGUGGGUGGAACGAUGCAGUUUACGAAAGGCGAGCGUUCGAAGCUGUACAAAAACGUGGCGGACUGGCGAUAAGUGACGAGGUGCAGACAGGGUUUGGGCGGCUUGGAUCGCAUUUCUGGGGAUUUGAGAGUAAGUCGGUCUUAGCACAAUUUUGCGUCCGAAAACUUCGUGCCAACGUAUUCUCUUGUCAUGUGUGUGCCAAAUACGCUUGA